CCUGCGAGCGAGUCGUGCGGCUCCUGAAGGGUUCUCUUCGUAUAAUUUGAAAGUGUGCUGCUCUCGUCCCUCUGAGAUUGCUUUCUGCUGGAAACUUGAUGCUUCAACAGAAGUUUCGGUCUGAGGCAUGGCAUCUGUACCGUCCGCCUCGGCCAGGGCCGCCGUGAUACGGUGUCGGGGCAGUUUGUUUGGACGAAAGCAACCCAAGAAGGCCUCAUCUAACGGCAGCGGGCUUAAGCGUAUCCCUUCAAUCCAGUGGGUGCCACAGGCUCUCGGCUGGAAGGACCACACAGGGUGGGCUUCCAGAAACAAUGAGAAACGGUCAGUCGGUGCCCUAUUAAAUGUAAAAUGUCGACGGAAGCAGGUCAGUAAUCCGUCCGGCACUUCGGCGCCAAAGCAGCCUUGCCCGCGAAGGAAUCAAGAGUAUCGAUUCCGCUCCCUUCUUCCUUUUCGGAUGAGUUUUUCUAGAAAGGACUGCAGGACUCGAAACUUGGCGAGUGCCGAGGUUGUCCGGGAUAGCCUGACCCACUGGCAUGUCGGCGCCCCCUAUCCCCUGGAGGCUCGUCACGCCGUCCUCCGCCUCACGGUACCGUUGGGACCGCAUCUGGGACUCCCUGCUUCUCCGGCGCUCCAGUUCUCCACCUGGACGAACCUCGUCAGGAGGUGCCUCUGCUGGACGGGACCGCUUUCCGCGGUGUGGUACACAUUAGCCCCGUGGAACGGUGACAGGCACUCGGGAAGAGAGAACUCUUGCCAAGAUCACCAGUGCCCUCUGCAGAAAAACCAAAACUGUGAACCGAAUGAAGAAGCUCAGUGGAAAGUGGCACGCAGAAUUCAAAGUAUGGAGAAGGAAGGCGUAUCCCGGGACUAAGAUGAAGGCGGCCAGGCUGGAAGAACCUGGGUGUGUAGUAUGAAGUAUCUGGGAGAUUUUUAAUUAAGAGAAAGUAGUGUUUAGCUUAAGGUGGGGUUGCCACUUGUAUUUUGCACAGAGUAUCACAUAAAAAAAUUUAUAUUUUGGCCGAAUAUAUAGUUUCGACGCCUGAUGAAUUAGCUUUGUAGAUCACAGUUUAGUCUUAAGUAGGAUUAGGGACCCCAAAUCUAAUGUUUCUGACGGAAUAUCAGAAGAACAUUCAAGGAGAUGUCUGCUGGCCCCUGAAGUUAUUUGUUUUUCAUUUGGUUUAGAAUUUCUGGUGCUUUCUUCCAGUAUUGCUUUGCGGUAUUUGCUUUCUUAUGUUAUGUAUGGUAGUUGUCAAUCAUGCACUGUUACCAUUGUGUGCUCCACUCAAACUUAGACUUUUAUUCUGACCGCCGUUUCUUCUCCUCAAGGGUGUUUGCUACACAGUCUAAAUUCAAGUGGUCGAGGUAGAUGGGUGCACAAUUACUUCAGUCCUACUUUGUAGGAAGUUUGUAAAUUUAAAUUGGUUUGGGAAGUACAUUAAUUCAUGGAUUAUAAUAAAUGUAAUCCAAGUUUAGCAAAGCUUGUGUGUAAGAUUGCUAGGACAUUGAGAGUUUACAGUUUGUGUUUUUUAUUUUUUAUUUUUUUUUUUAUUGUUUAGAAUUGUUUAAUAGCCAAAGACUUUUGAACAUUCAACCAGAUUACUUCUCCAGGUGUGUUUAACUGGUUGUGCUUACUAAUAAAGAUACUUAUUUUAUAAGCAAAUAAAAUAUGUUGACUUUAAAUGUUUUUACCAGUUAUACCCAAUAGCUGUUUUUUUUUUUUGCUGAAAUUU
Messenger RNA from Polypterus senegalus (gray bichir), 1730 nucleotides. RefSeq lists its product as uncharacterized. The transcript is spliced from 2 exons. Bases 128 to 871 code for a protein of 247 amino acids. The record is from RefSeq and is a predicted model, not a curated record. NCBI's taxonomy places the organism in Eukaryota, Metazoa, Chordata, Cladistia, Polypteriformes, Polypteridae.